AUGCAGCGUUUAAAGCCAGCACAUGAAAUUUAUAAUCGUUUAAUUUGGGACAAGGAACAAUUUGGUGAUUUCGUUAUAGGAUACGAAGAUAGGUUUCUAGGAAUUAUGGAAGCAACUCGAGAAGAAUUCGAAGAAGCUGAGAUACCAUUUCAUCGAAUUCGUUAUUUUAAAAUCAUCUCAAACGGACAAAUAAUAUGGGAUAGAGAGAAGCGGUUAGACCUUAUCACUCGAAAUUAUUCAAAUCUAAAUCCAUCUCAAAUUUCCAUUAAUCGUGAUGAUUCCGACAUAAAACAGCCG
Molecule: messenger RNA, 297 nt
Organism: Dentiscutata erythropus
Lineage: Eukaryota; Fungi; Glomeromycota; Glomeromycetes; Diversisporales; Gigasporaceae
Source: the annotation of a GenBank genome assembly